AUGGACAACAUCGCAUCUACCGAGUCACAAUGGCUCUCGCAACUGGCAGCUAUGCGUCAGGCCAUCGCCGAUCUCAAGUUGCCUCAAAAUAUCCCUCAAGACUCUGUCGGCUACGGAAGUGACAUUGAUCUGGAUAUUGACGAUGAAUACUCCUCUCCAGCAACUGUUGAUGAUAUCUGGGAUGUCAUCAGCUCCGACGAUGAAACCUCUGACGACUUGGACGACCUGGACGGAUUCAACGAACUUCAUCUCGCAUCAGGAUCUGCCUACAACCGGUUCUGGCUGGAAGACAAGUGCCAGGACCUGGCUAUGCGAAAAUCGACUACGGAUGCCACCGAGCUUGCUCAGCAACUUAUUGCGACCCUUGCUGCUGACAGCAACGACGAGGAGCUACAAAUGUCUUUAGCCGAGAUUGUUGGAUUUGACGAUCUGGAUCUGGUGAUCGAACUGAUUGCACAUCGAGGCGAGAUUUUAUCGGACAAGGGUCCCCGUGGGGAAUCCCAGACGGAUGGACUCAUGGCUGGUAGACUUCAAACCCGAGCAGAGAGAGAACGUGCUCUGCGUCAGCGCGACUUUGAACAUAAGAAUGCGGCAUUGAUGCCAGCACAGACCCGCGCAGAGCCCUCUUAUCCACAUGUCUUCAAACAACAUACCUCUGGGAAUACACUUUCAGCUAAUGGGCGGAAAUACGGAUUACCUCUGGGUAGCGAGCAGAUUGAGGAACCAAAGUACACGGAAUUCGCUAUUCCAGCCUCGAAAGUUGGAACGCUUGGAAAGGGGCGGAAACUGGUUGAAAUUGCUGGGUUGGAUGGACUUUGCCGGGGAACAUUCAAAGGUUACACAGCUCUCAACCGCAUGCAAAGCUUGCUCUACGAUGUCGCAUACAAGACCAACGAAAACAUGCUCAUUUGCGCCCCCACCGGUGCGGGUAAAACCGACGCUGCCAUGUUGACCAUCCUUAACGCUGUUGGCAAGAACACAACUCCCAAUCCGUUGGAGGACCCAGAUGCGACUGAGUUCACCGUUCAAGUGGACGAUUUUAAAAUUGUUUAUGUUGCUCCCAUGAAGGCUUUGGCCGCUGAGGUGACAGAGAAACUUGGAAAGCGUUUGGGUUGGUUGGGUAUCAAAGUGCGCGAACUGACCGGUGAUAUGCAAUUGACCAAACGGGAAAUUGUGGAGACACAAAUUAUCGUUACCACCCCGGAAAAAUGGGAUGUCGUGACGCGUAAAAGUACUGGGGACACAGAGCUUGUCCAGAAAGUGCGUCUACUCAUCAUUGACGAAGUCCACAUGCUGCACGAUGAGCGAGGAGCAGUUAUUGAAUCCUUGGUUGCUCGAACCCAACGUCAGGUCGAAAGCACACAGUCCCUCAUUCGUAUUGUUGGACUGUCUGCCACUCUUCCUAACUACACGGAUGUGGCGGAUUUCUUGAAGGUAAACAAGAUGGCCGGCAUGUUUUUCUUUGAUCAGUCAUUCCGCCCAGUCCCUCUUGAGCAGCACUUUAUUGGUGUCAAGGGAAAGCCCGGCUCGAAACAGUCUCGUGAGAAUAUCGAUACUGUCGCCUAUGAAAAGGUUCGCGAUAUGAUGGAGAGAGGCCAUCAAGUGAUGGUCUUUGUCCACUCUCGCAAAGAUACUGUCAUGACUGCCAGGAUGCUCAUGCAGCUCGCUGCUGAGGAGGGACGUGAAGACUUAUUCAGCUGCCAUGAUCACGAGAACUAUUCCAAUGCCCUUCGUGACAUGAAGCACGCGCGUGCGCGCGAAUUGCGAGACCUUUUCGCUAGCGGUUUUGGAACGCAUCAUGCCGGAAUGACUCGAAGUGAUCGCAACCUGAUGGAGCGUAUGUUCUCAGAGGGCCUAAUCAAAGUACUCUGCUGUACUGCCACUUUGGCGUGGGGUGUCAAUCUUCCCGCAGCCGCGGUAGUCAUCAAAGGAACUCAAUUGUACAAUCCCCAAGAGGGUAAAUUCAUCGACCUGAGUAUUCUUGAUGUUAUGCAAAUCUUCGGUCGUGCAGGUCGUCCACAGUUCCAGGACACUGGUAUUGGAUUCAUUUGCACUACUCAUGACAAGCUAAACCACUACUUGUCUGCUGUGACUGCGCAGCAGCCAAUCGAGUCGCGGUUCUCCAGUCGACUCGUGGAUAACUUGAAUGCUGAAAUCGCCCUUGGCACAGUUACAUCUGUUCCAGAGGCCGUGCAAUGGCUCGGUUACUCCUAUCUAUUCGUGCGUAUGCAACGCGAGCCAAGAAACUAUGGGAUUGAGUUUGCCGAACUACGCGAUGACCCAAUGUUGGUUCAAAGGCGGAGACAGUUGAUCAUUCAAGCAGCGCGAGUCCUGCAAAAAAGCCAGAUGAUUAUCUUCAAUGAUAAGACCGAAGAUCUCAAGGCUAAGGAUGUCGGUCGCAUCGCAAGUCAAUACUACGUUUUGCAGACCAGUGUUGAGAUUUUCAACGACAUGAUGCGUCCUCGUUCUGGUGAAGCAGAUGUGCUCAAGAUGAUCAGUAUGAGUGGGGAAUUUGACAACAUUCAAUCUAGAGACAGUGAAUCAAAGGAGUUACAGCGACUGCGUGACGAAGUUGCGCAGACCGAAGUCGCUGGAGGAAACGACACCCCUCACGCGAAGACCAAUCUCUUGUUGCAAGCCUAUAUCUCCCGUGCCAAGAUUGAAGACUUUGCUUUAGCCUCUGAUACUGGAUACGUAGCCCAGAACGCGGCGCGUAUCUGUCGUGCUCUUUUCAUGAUUGCACUGAACCGGCGCUGGGGCUACCAAUGCCAGGUUCUAUUGUCGCUCUGCAAGUCAAUUGAGAAGCAAAUCUGGCCCUUCGAUCACCCCUUCCGUCAAUUUGACUUACCCCAGCCUGUUUUGAGGAAUCUUGAUGAAAAGCUUCCUGCUACUUCUAUUGAGUCGAUGAAAGAAAUGGAACCUGCGGAGAUUGGCCAACUCGUCCAUAACCAUCGCAUGGGCAAUACAUUGUCUAAGCUUCUAGACAAUUUCCCAACUCUCACUGUGGAGACCGAAAUUGCGCCGUUGAACCGUGACGUGCUUCGCAUUCGCCUUUUGAUCUACCCCGAAUUCACAUGGAAUGAUCGCCACCAUGGAGCAUCGGAGUCCUUCUGGGUUUGGGUCGAGAACUCGGAAACUUCCGAAAUUUAUCAUCACGAAUAUUUCAUCUUGAGUCGAAGGAAGCUUUAUGAUGAUCACGAGCUCAACUUCACUAUCCCGCUCUCGGACCCGCUUCCCAGCCAAAUCUAUGUUCGUGUGAUCUCUGAUCGCUGGCUAGGUGCUGAAACUGUUAGCCCAGUCUCCUUCCAACACCUUAUUCGCCCUGACACUGAAAGUGUAUAUACCGAUUUGCUCAACCUCCAACCGCUACCUAUAUCGGCUCUUAAGAAUCCUAUUCUAGAGGAGAUUUAUGGACAACGCUUCCAGUUCUUCAAUCCUAUGCAGACACAAAUCUUCCAUCUUCUUUAUCACACACCGGCCAAUGUUCUCCUUGGUUCUCCCACUGGUAGUGGAAAGACUGUCGCAGCUGAGUUGGCAAUGUGGUGGGCCUUCCGUGAAAAGCCCGGUUCCAAGGUUGUCUACAUUGCCCCCAUGAAGGCCUUGGUCCGCGAGCGAGUGCAGGAUUGGCGCAAGCGUAUCACCAACCAGAUGGGUCUAAAGCUUGUGGAGUUGACCGGUGACAACACGCCUGACACGCGUACUAUUCGCGAUGCCGAUAUCAUUAUUACCACACCUGAGAAGUGGGACGGUAUCUCGCGCAGUUGGCAGACUCGUGACUAUGUCAGAAAGGUGAGCCUUGUGAUUAUUGACGAGAUUCACUUGCUCGGUGGUGAUCGUGGUCCCAUUUUGGAAAUUAUUGUUUCUCGAAUGAACUACAUCGCGUCCCAAUCCAAAGGAUCUGUUCGGCUGAUGGGUAUGUCUACUGCCUGUGCCAACGCGUCCGAUCUGGGCAAUUGGCUUGGUGUCAAAGAAGGUCUCUACAACUUCCGUCAUUCAGUUCGCCCAGUUCCACUUGAGAUUUUCAUCGACGGAUUCCCUGAACAGCGUGGCUUUUGUCCCUUAAUGCAGUCGAUGAAUCGCCCAACAUUCCUUGCUAUCAAGAAUCACUCUCCCGAAAAGCCGGUCAUUGUCUUCGUUGCGUCUCGUCGACAGACUCGUCUCACUGCCAAAGAUUUGAUCAAUUAUUGUGGUAUGGAGGACAAUCCUCGUCGAUUUGUGCGAAUGUCUGAAGAUGAUUUGGAAUUGAAUCUCGCACGAGUGAAGGAUGAUGCCCUCAGAGAAGCCCUCAACUUUGGUAUUGGUUUGCAUCAUGCAGGUUUGGUAGAAUCCGAUCGUCAACUGGCAGAGGAGCUCUUUGCGAAUAACAAAAUCCAAGUUCUGGUGGCGACCAGUACCCUUGCAUGGGGUGUUAACCUUCCGGCACAUCUUGUGGUGGUGAAGGGCACACAGUUCUUUGACGCCAAGAUUGAAGGCUAUCGGGACAUGGACUUGACUGAUGUUCUGCAAAUGCUUGGUCGUGCAGGCCGCCCACAAUUCGAUACUUCUGGUAUCGCGCGUAUUUUCACGCAGGAUUCAAAGAAGCCAUUCUACAAGCACUUCCUUCACACUGGGUUCCCUGUUGAGUCAACCUUGCACAAGGUUCUCGACAACCAUCUUGGCGCUGAGGUAUCUGCUGGAACUAUCGGAACUCAACAAGAUGCACUAGACUACUUGACUUGGACAUUCUUUUUCCGUCGAUUGCACAAAAACCCCUCAUACUACGGCCUCGAGAUCUCUGCAGAAGAACAAAACACGAUGGCCGCCCAGGCCACAGCCCAAGAGUUCAUGGUUGAAUUGGUUGGAAAAUCGCUCAACGACCUGGCAGAGUCUUCUUGCGUUCUUGUGGAUUCGGCCACUGGAGAGGUCGAUUCCACUCCCUUCGGCAAGAUUAUGAGUUACUACUACCUGUCGCACAAGACAAUCCGAUACCUCAUGUCACAUGCGAAGCGAGAUCCGACUUUCGAGGAUGUCCUGAGCUGGAUGUGCUCUGCAACGGAAUUUGACGAGCUGCCUGUCCGACACAAUGAAGACCUUAUCAAUGCCGAGUUGGCCCAGAACCUGCCGCUCUCCAUCGACUGCAUGGGCGAUGCGCCUCUGUGGGACCCACAUACCAAGGCUUUCCUCCUCCUACAAGCAUACAUGUCGCGGAUUGAUCUCCCAAUUACGGAUUAUGUCGGUGAUCAGACAUCUGUGCUUGAUCAGGGCAUUCGUAUCAUUCAGGCAUCAAUCGAUGUCAUGGCUGAACUUGGGUAUCUUCCUGCGUGUCAGAUGCUGAUGACUCUACUCCAAUGUAUCAAAUCAGCACGUUGGCCGGAGGACCACCAGCUAUCAAUUCUUCCGGGUAUUCCGACCGAGAAGCCACCCAAGGGUCUCCCGGGAACCCUUGUCUCCCUCGCAUCGCAGCCUACUAGUGCGGUUGCUGCUUUGGUCAAGAAGUUGAACCUACCCUUCAACUUUACUCGCAUUUCCUCCCAGUUGCCUCAGCUUUCCGUGUCGAUUGCGAGUGUGUCUGCAAAGGGUGUGGCCGUAUCCCUGACACGGCGUAACCCACCCGCAAAUCCUGACUGCAGGGUUUACGCUCCUCGAUUCCCCAAGCCACAGACCGAGGGCUUCUUCUUGAUUGUCUGUAGUGCAUUGCCUAAUGGGAUGGAUGGUGAGCUCCUCGGCCUGAAGCGUGUGUCUUGGCCCCCGGCGUCUAAGCGCAACGGAAACGGCAAGGGUACAAACAGCAAGGGCAAGGGCAACGCCGGCGCUGGUUCCAGCCGCGGAGGGCCUUCCAACGACAAGACUGGCGGGCUGUUGACCGUUCGGUCCAACGUCAAAUUCCCCGAGGGAAUCCUCGCUGAAUCUACAAGUACCAGUACCGCUCGGGUGAACAUCCGAGUCAUCAGUGACUCCUAUGUUGGAAUGACAUGGACUGUCUCUAAUGUAGAGGUGAACCUGGACAGUGGUGUCGAGGUACAGACAGUAGAAGAGUCCAGUGUUCCUACCAAAGACUAA
Molecule: messenger RNA, 6039 nt
Organism: Penicillium paradoxum
Lineage: Eukaryota; Fungi; Ascomycota; Eurotiomycetes; Eurotiales; Aspergillaceae
Product: RNA helicase SLH1
Exons: 1
Coding region: 1-6039 (2012 amino acids)
Molecular function (GO): ATP hydrolysis activity; ATP binding; nucleic acid binding
Source: RefSeq, a predicted model, not a curated record